Molecule: messenger RNA, 2364 nt
Organism: Sungouiella intermedia
Lineage: Eukaryota; Fungi; Ascomycota; Pichiomycetes; Serinales; Metschnikowiaceae
Source: the annotation of a GenBank genome assembly
AUGGCUGACAUCCUCGAAAGAUGGGCCGUGACCAUGGUCUCGGGUGGCAAACCAGUGACAUUUCCCGGUCAUCUGUCCUUUCCUGCUGUUAGCUCGCUUGAUGGAAAGUACUCCAUCGUAGUUUUGGCUCACCAGCUCAGAGUCUAUUUUCUCCAGACCAGACAAUGUAUCAGAACGGUUGAUUUAAAUGUUGCAAAUGCUGUGGCAGUAUGGUUGGACCCUGGAAAUGGCAACCAGCUUGUGAUUUUCUUGCCUUCUACCAUUCUUUAUGUGAAUUGGAAAGAGAAAGUCAGUCAGCCAGUUGUAGCUAGACAGGUGAUCAGUCCAUUACAGAAACUCACUGAAGUGUUUGCAGUGUCUGAAAAGGCAUACUAUGCUAUCACAAAUGUGGAUUCUGUUCUUUCCAUAGUGAAAAUCGAUAGGGAACAUGCAACAGUGACGAACCUCUUUUCCACGCCUCAUGUUCUGAACUACGCUGUCUCUUCCCAAGGUUCCAAGUUGGCUGUGGUUAGUGACUUGAGUACGGUGCUCCUUUUCGAUCUCUCCAGUAUCUACACCGACAUGGCCGAGCCACAGGCAGCUAUAGAUGCUACAGUGGAGAAGUAUCCAGCUCUGACCAAAAUCUCAUGCAUGGCGGUGUCUGAUGACGGUAUCGUUGCCCUGGGAACGACCACGGGUGUCAUCCAUUUGAUUUACGGAGGUACCAACUCGUCGUUACCCACUAAGUUACUCCGCUGGCACAUAGACCCAGUCAGAUGCUUGGCUUUUUCUCAUGACCACACCUACUUGGUUUCCGGAGGUAACGAGAAGGUGCUUGUGUUCUGGCACUUGGACCUGGACCGUCCCCAGUUUCUCCCUCGUCUCAGCGGUCCUAUUGACAGAAUUCAUGUUGAUGCGAACAGACCUGACCACUACUCGGUGGCCUUGCUCGUGGAUGAGCCAACAUACUCUCUUAAUUCUAUGUCUAAACCAUCUCAUGAAAUUGUCACUAUCCUGGCUGUGGAUUUGAUUUCCAGACUUUCUGUGAGCCCCAUCAGACCAAACUUCGCUACUGGUUUGGAGACCCGUUCUCGCAAAAAGCACCACAAGGCUAUGUAUGAUAUCACAGCCCCCGUUUCCGUGCACCCCACCACACGCCACCUUUACUUUGCUAAAGGACCUUCCAUCCAGGCUUUUGACGUUGUCAGAGGCGAGCAGGCGUUUGUCCAGCACGCAGCACCCCAGAUCUCUACCGGUAGAGUCAAGAGCGAACACAAUGUGGCCGAUCCUACCGUAACAAUGGUUUCGUUUACUCCCGACGGUAACUGGAUGGCUACGUUUGAUAGUAUGCCCACUCUGGACUUUGACAAUCUUUUGCUGAAGAAUGAUACUGCCUACGCAUUAAAAUUCUGGAGACAGACUGAAGCCGGCUGGAAUUUGGCUCUGAAAAUCGUUGAUCCACAUGGUGUUGGCUUGGAUGUCGGAGCCAUUUUCCCUGGCCCCGACUCAUCCUUCACCACUUUGGAUGUGAAAGGUGGGGUGAGGCUCUGGAGAGUCAAAGUGAGUACCGCCGCCAAAGCUGAUUCCAAUCCAGAAAUCGCAGAGUGGACUCUUAGAAGAUCCAGCGCUCCUACUACAAAGUCCUCCAUAGUGUCUGGUUGUUAUUCUCCUGAUGGCUCUCUUCUCGUGGUUGCCCAUGGAUGUGCACUUAGAGCAUUGCAUCCUAAUACCCUACAGCCCAUCGCCUUCAACUUGCCCUCAUCGGAACUGCCUAUUGAAAAAGUGGAUAUCAUUGGUUCCCACUUGGUGGUUGUGUCGCAGUCCCGUCUCGUUUCAUUUGAUUUGGUGAGAGGAACCGAAACUGAACUUUCAGCAAGAAUUUCAACUUCUGGAGCUGGAAACUUGGUGGCUGUGGAUGGUGCUCGUCAGCUCAUCGCUGUGGCCACGAAUACAUUGCCUAGUGUAAACUCAACUAAGUCAAAGGGUAGGUUGACGGUCUUGAAGCCAGAUAGCUUGAAGCCCACUUACUCUGUCGCACACUCGCUGGGCAUCGCUUCGGUUACAAAUACAUCUUCAGGUUUUGUUUUCGUGGAUUCUGAGUCUAGAGUGGGGCUUUUAGCUCCUCAAACAAAGAGCAACUUGGCAGACACUGAGGAUUUGACUGCUCAGAUGGAGAAAAUCAUGGUUUCUGCUCAAGCUGCUGCCAAUGUGUUGUAUUCUAGGUCUGCUGAAGAAAAAUUGCAAAAAGAAGAUGUUAGUGACGAAAUUGAAAAGUGGACCUCGCACAAGCUUGUCGACACUGCUGUUUUGCUGCCUAUUUUUGCCAAUGUGGAAGGUAUCAGCAUGGACACGUUGUUUGAGAAGAUUGUCCGUGCGGUUCAGUAG